Molecule: messenger RNA, 3147 nt
Organism: Geosmithia morbida
Lineage: Eukaryota; Fungi; Ascomycota; Sordariomycetes; Hypocreales; Bionectriaceae
Product: translation initiation factor 3 subunit A
Exons: 2
Biological process (GO): formation of cytoplasmic translation initiation complex; translation reinitiation
Cellular component (GO): eukaryotic translation initiation factor 3 complex, eIF3e; multi-eIF complex; eukaryotic translation initiation factor 3 complex, eIF3m
Molecular function (GO): translation initiation factor activity; mRNA binding
Source: RefSeq, a predicted model, not a curated record
CCUCCGCCGCCGCAUCAGAAGCCCGAAAAUGUCCUGAAGCGAGCUCACGAGCUCAUCGGGGUGAACCAGGCUCCGGCCGCCCUCACCCUGCUUCACGAGCACAUCACCAACAAACGAUCCCGCAAUGUCCCUAUCGCCUCGCUGGAGCCCGUGAUGCUCCUCCUCGUCGAACUCUCCGUCGAGCAGAAGAAGGGAAAGCUUGCCAAGGAUGCCUUGUACCAGUACAAGAACAUCUCACAGAACACCAACAUCGCGACCAUCGAGCUGGUCCUCAAGAAGUUUAUCGAGCUAGCCGUCGAGAAGGUGACCGCUGCCCAGCAGAAGGCCGACGAGGUCCAGUCCAGCAUCGAGGCCACUGCCACUUCCAACAUCGAGGAUCUCGAGGCCACGGAGACCCCCGAGUCUAUCCUCCUAGCCACUGUCUCGGGCGAGCAGUCCCGCGACCGUACCGACCGUGCCAUCGUCACCCCUUGGCUCAAGUUCCUCUGGGAGGCCUACCGCACCGUUCUCGACAUUCUGCGCAACAACGCCCGCUUGGAGAUUCUUUAUCAGAGCACCGCCAUGCAGGCCUUCGACUUCUGCCUCAAGUAUACCCGCAAAACCGAGUUCCGCCGUCUCUGCGAGCUCCUGAGGAACCAUGUCCAGACUGCUGCCAAGUACUCGUCGCAGAUGCACGCCAUCAACCUGAGCGACCCCGACACCCUCCAGCGCCACCUUGAGACCCGCUUCCAGCAGCUCAAUGUUGCUGUUGAGCUCGAACUCUGGCAGGAGGCCUUCCGCAGCGUCGAGGACAUUCACACCCUCCUCAACCUCAGCAAGAGGCCCCCCAAAAACAUCAUGAUGGGAAACUACUACGAGAAGCUCACCCGCAUCUUCCUCGUCGGCGAGAACUACCUCUUCCACGCCGCUGCUUGGUCCCGAUACUAUACUCUGCUCCGCCAGUCCGCCACCAUGGUGGCCUCUGGCCAGAGCAAGAAGUCCGACAACCCCCCGGUAUCGGAUGCCGACCUUCAAAAGGCCGCCUCGUUCGUGCUCCUCUCGGCCCUGGCCAUCCCCGUCAUCAGCACCUCGCGCUCGCGCGGCGCCAUGGUCGACUUCGAUGAGGCCAGGAAGAACAAGAAUUCGCGUCUGACUCACCUUUUGGGCAUGAACCAGGCCCCGACGCGCGCUCGUCUCUUCAAGGAUGCAUUGUCCAAGUCACUCCUCCAGAGGGCCCGCCCUGAGAUCAGGGACCUCUACAACAUCCUCGAGGUCGACUUCCACCCCCUAUCCAUCUGCAAGAAGAUCUCACCCAUCCUCACCAAGAUCGGUGCCGAUUCCGAGAUGGAGCGCUACAUCCAGCCCCUGCAGCAGGUCAUUCUCACUCGCCUCUUCCAGCAGUUGUCCCAGGUUUACGAGACAGUUGACCUGAGCUUCGUCGAGAGCCUCGCCCAGUUCCCUGAGCCGUACCAGGUCACCAGGAGCACCAUUGAGAAGUUCAUCAUGAACGGCAACAAGAAGGGUGACCUCUCCGUCCGCAUGGACCACGCCACUGGCGUCCUCAGCUUUGACAACGAUGUCUUUUCCUCCGCCAAGGCUGGCCACGCCGGCUCUGGCUCUGGCUCUGCCGAGUCUGAGACCGGCACCGUCCAACGCCUCCAGAGCACGCCCUCCGAGAUUAUUCGCUCUCAGCUCACUCGCCUGACGCGCAGCCUGUACACCACCUGCCACUACAUUGACCCUGAGUUUAACAAGGCCCGUCUGGCGGCUCGCAGCGCUGCUCUGGCCCGCGCCAAAGCUGGCGCCGAGGAGGAGCACCUUGAGACCGUUGGCCGCAAGGACAUCAUCCAAAAGCGCAAGGAGGAGGCUUCCGAGCUCCAGGCCAAGAAAGAGCAGGAGAACGCCCGCCAGAAGCGCCUUCGCGAGCAGGCUCUGCAGGAGGCUGAGGACCGUCGCCUCGCUGCUGAGCAGAAGGAGCGUGAGGAGAAGCGUAUCAAGGCCGAGCACGACCGCGUCCGCAAGGAGGAGCUCAAGAAGCAAAUCGCCGACCUCAAGAUCAACGACAAAGCUCUCGAUAUCGACCUCGAAGAUCUGGACAAUCUGGACUCGAACCGCAUUCGUGCUAUGAAGCUUGCCCAGCUUGAGCGUGAGAAGAACGACGUCAAUGAGCGCCUCCGCAUCACUGGGAAGCGCAUUGACCACCUUGAGCGUGCCUACCGCAAGGAGGAGGUCAAGAAGCUGAAUGCCGACUACGAGAGGCAGAUUGAGGAGGAUCGUGCCAUCUACGAGAAGGUCAAGGCCAAGACUCUCCAGGACUCUGAAGAGAAGCACAAGGAGAGCGUCGAGCUCAAGCACCGUCUUAGCCGUUUGGUUCCCAUGUACGAAGAGUACCGCUCCUCUCUGUAUGAACGUCGUCGUGAUGAAUUUGAGAAGCGCAGGCGCGAUGCUGAGCGUGAGCUGGAGAAGCAAAUCGCCCUCCGCAAGAAGGAGUUCCGCGAGCGCAAGAUCCGCGAGAAGCGCGAGGCCGAAGAGAGAGAACGCGAGCUUCGCGAGGCUGAAGAGCGUGCCGCGCGUGAGAAAGAAGAGCAGCGCGUGCGCGAGGAGGCCAAGAAGGCAGAGAUGGCCAAGCUCAAGGAGCAACGCGACAAGGAGAGGCAGGAGAUGCUCGAGAAGGCCGCCCUGCAGCAGCGUCGCGAGGAGGAGGCACUGGCACGCCGCAAGGCUGAGAAGCUGGCGGCCUCGACACCGGAACGCGGCAACACGCCCGAAGGUCGCAAGCCCCCCAUUUUUGGCGCUGGCAAGUGGCGCGAGGCGUCCGGAAGGGGGAGCGGCGAGGGCCCUCCUCCUCCUGUGGCCAUGGAGCGCACAGGCUCCAGCGACCGUCCCUCUGGUGCGCCGAGACUCGCUCUUUCAGGUAACAAGCCCAACUGGCGUGAGCGUGAGGCGGCCAAGGCUGCCGGUCGUGGCGGCGCCAGCAGUGACGCCCCGCCCCGUGAUGCCCCUCCCCCCAGGAGGUACGAGCCUCGCGGCGGUGCCGCCAUUGAGCGUGGAGGGUCAAACCGCGGUGACGGUGAACGGAAAGCAUCUCCGGCUCCUAGGGAGAAUCUGACACCCUCCGGUGCAGCUGACAAGUGGGUUCCGCCUCAAUUGAGGAAACGAACAAAUUGA